Molecule: messenger RNA, 4112 nt
Organism: Tachyglossus aculeatus (Australian echidna)
Lineage: Eukaryota; Metazoa; Chordata; Mammalia; Monotremata; Tachyglossidae
Gene: KLHDC1
Product: kelch domain containing 1
Exons: 13
Coding region: 39-1265 (408 amino acids)
Molecular function (GO): protein binding
Source: RefSeq, a predicted model, not a curated record
GGCGGCCGUUCCCUGAGGAGAGGGGCUGACGGGGCCUAAUGGCGGCGGCCGCCGCGACGACGGCCCAGGACCGGCGGUUCUGCGUGGCCGAGGAGCGGAGCGGACACUGCGCCGUGGUGGACGGAAAUUUCCUCUACGUCUGGGGGGGCUACGUGUCCAUUGAAGAUAAUGAAGUGUAUUUGCCAAAUGAUGAAAUUUGGAUUUAUGAAAUUGACAGUGGAUUAUGGACAAUGCAGCUAAUGGAAGGAGAUUUGCCUACCUCCAUGUCAGGAAGUUGUGGUGCUUGCAUUAAUGGAAAUCUGUACAUAUUUGGAGGAUAUGAUGACAAAGGAUACUGCAACCGACUGUAUUUUGUUAAUUUACGGGCAACUGAUGGAACAUAUGUGUGGCAAAAAAUUAGUAACUUUAAAGGACAUCCACCUACACCACGUGACAAACUCUCCUGUUGGGUGUAUAAGGACAGGUUAAUAUAUUUUGGUGGCUAUGGAUGUAGGAAACACUCUGAACUACAUGAUUGUUUUGAUGUUCAUGAUGCAUCUUGGGAAGGACAGAUAUUCUGGGGGUGGCAUAAUGAUGUCCAUGUUUUUGAUACAAACACACAAACGUGGAUUCAACCAGAACUUAUACGUGGAGUUCCACCACAGCCUCGAGCAGCUCACACUUGUGCAGUCCUGGGAAAUAGGGGCUACAUGUUUGGUGGGCGUGUCCUGCAAACUAGAAUGAAUGAUUUGCACUGCCUGAAUUUAGAUACUUGGACUUGGUCUGGAAGAAUUCAUAUCAGUGGAGAGAAACCAAAACAUCGAUCGUGGCACACUCUGACACCAAUAGCUGAUGAUCAGCUUUUUCUAUUUGGUGGGCUAAGUGCCGAGAAUAUCCCUCUAAGUGAUGGGUGGAUUCACAAUGUCACAGUAAAUGGAUGGAGACAACUUACACGUUUGCCUAAAACUAAGCCCAGGUUAUGGCACACAGCCUGUCUGGGAAAAGAAAGUGAAGUAUUGGUGUUUGGUGGGAGCAAAGAUGAUUUGCUUUACAUGGACACCGGCCACUGUAACGAUUUAAUAAUUUUUCAAACUCAGCCAUACUCACUUCUCAGGUUAUGCCUCGACUGCAUAGGUAAAAAUGCUAUCAUAUUAGGAAAUCAGAUCUCUUUUUUACCUUCCAACCUUCUGCAACAAGUGCUCAAAAAAAUAACAUUUUGGGCUGCAACUACCCAUCGACAAGAACGAAAAGCACAAAUAGAAAAAAUGGACCAUAAAUAUUACUGAACAACAGAUGUAAUUACUAACCACUUAUACAUUUCACAUGUUCUGCAUUUAAAAAAAAAAAAGAUUAUCAGUAGAGGACUUCCCAAAGCAAAACCAUAGACUUGAUUUCAAAUGCAGCCUUGGGAACAAGGAAACCAUUGUACAUAGGAAGUUUCCCUGAGGCACAAAAAAUAAUAGAAGUUUGUUCAAUAUGAGUGGUAGGUUCAUUUACUAUUAUAUGCGUGGGACUUUAAGGCCACUUUCCACCUGAGCUACAUUAAAGAAAUUCUUCCUGAAAGUCGGAUACCAAAAACCUACCGAUGGGAUAAAAAUUUAAGGAUGAGACAACUAUUUGGCUUAUAAGGCUAAUGAGUAUCUGUAAAGGCAGCAUUUAUGGUUGGUCUAUGCAACACUUCAAAGCAAUUUGUAAAAAUAUGAUUUACCGUAUAAAAAUGCUUCUUGGGUUUCUCCCAGAGCUAAAAUGGAUGAAAAACAAACUCAGUAAAUUGACUACAAGAAGAUACUCACCCUUAUUCUUUGAGGUGGUGCUCAGGAGAUAAUGGGAAUCUGACCCUUUUAUUUCUAGUAUUUACAUCCAACCAUAUAAUAGCAGACCAGGUAAAUCUGUCAGUUAUUAUGAAUAACUUUAACUAGACCCCAUUCUCUUUUACAUUCAAACGAAUCCCUUCCCCUCCGCCAAAUCCUAUAUUUAUUCUAGAACUGAAACCCCCUCUCAAAAAGUCCCCGUACUGGUAUCUGAAAUUUGAUUUGUAACAUUUAAACAUUAUUACAAUACAAUAUUAGCUAUUUCUAAAUUGAAAUGUCAUUCCAAAUGCAGACUGUAAUAUAGUUUAAUUGUUUCUCUGGUCAUUGAAACUUUUGGAGGUCUAUUUUAUAUAUACUGAUUUUGGGAUGUGUAAAGUUCUAUUUAUGUAUUGAAGUAGUUUAUGUUUAAAUUUAUUUAUUGAACAAAGCACAUAGAGUUACUAUUUUCCUAUUUAUUUGGUCAGUGUGAACCACUUAUUAGACCUAUAUGUGCAAUGUUUGUUAAUGUUUUUGUCAUUUUUGGAAUCUGAGUGGUAAAUAUAGAAAAAGGCUCUUUUUGGAAUGCAUAUUUUAGAAGAAAUUAUUUUAUGACUACAUAAAGAUCCAUAUUCAUCUUUUCAGAGUUAAUUCAGUUUAGCGUAUUAUACAAGGAAGUGGUAUUUGCUGUUUGGGGUUUUGACUUUUUAAGUAAGGAGAUGACCAUCAUCCAGUUAUGAGGUAUUUUAUUCGUAAAGGCAUUUAGGACAAUUUACUCCUUGGAAGGUGAUUGGAAUUCUUAAUCCUGCCCUAGAUGGUGCUUGAGUUUCAUACUCAGCUGCCCCAAAAUCCUUACAUACAGUAGAGGUGCCCCCUUUACCUGUUAAAAAGUAGCAAAUGAUUUUGAUCUCGGCACCUUCCAAACUGUGUUAAUCCACACCCUCCAAACAAUAAAAAUUCUUGCAUCUCUUUGCAAUAUCCUUAACUUGCAAUGCAGGAAACAGACUGGUCUUAUUUCAGUGAGAAGUGAUCGAUACGGACAGUGUGUCGCUUUCAGGAGGGACGGUGGUUCCAGUAAAAAUUGGCAGUGGGUGGAAAGAACCACUCGAACAGCAUAGUUAGCAGUGGCUGGAAUCCAGUCCCCAGCCAGGAACUGCACCAAAAUAUUCCUGCUCCUGUGAGGCUGCAAGAAUUCCCACAGAGAUGGCUUUCCCGCUGCCAGGCGGAGCUGGUUGACUGGCUUCUCUGGAUUUGUGCCGACCCCUUCCACCUCUUCCAGGACUAUAGAUCUGAAACUGGUGGCUAGUUUCCAUAAGGUAUCCACUUGGCAAUGGGUAACUACAUAUAGUUUAGAGCUCCCUAUAGCUCGGCCUUUGGCAGUGGGGACACCGGUCUGAUUGGGAAGUGGUGCGGGAAGGGGCAAGGGCUGAAUUCUUCUGCAAUAUCUGACACAGGUCCCUUCCUCGUUUUCCCUUUGCUAUAUGCAACUCCUUUUUUCAUGGCUCAUGGCCACAUCAGUGAGCUUCAGCUACUCUCAGCCACUCAGUGGUAGUUCUCUAAGUGGUUGUUUCAAUUAAUCUUUUCCGAUUUGAGACCUGAGUCACCACUGUUUGUUUUUUUUUUUGGUUUUUUCAAAAAUUAAUAUCUUGGAGCAGAAAUCUUAAAAGUAGUUUUGAAUUGACUGCUGCUAGAAAGGCAAGAGCAGCAGAAGGCCCAGUGAAAUGCACACACACACACACGUGUGUGGGGGGCCCAGUAUUUUAUAAAACACCAAAAUGUUAGGCCCAAAAUACUUUUGGGCAUGAAACGGACGCUUUACUGUAACUUAUUUGUCUAUUUAUUUUCUACUUGGAUGGGACUUCACUUCCUUUGUGUUGCUAAUUUAAGUUACUACUGACCAAUCCAAAUCUUACAGCAAGGACAGUUUAUAUAGUGAAAGGAUCAUACCAAUUUCACUUGUGGCUUUCAAUUUUCAAGUCACAAUGACAUCUUGUUUCUGAAUUGUCUGAAGGAAGGAUGCCCUUUAAAUGAAAUUUUAAUAGUUUUUAUUCUGUGUUUCUAUGGAAGUUUUGGCAUUUCAUCAAGGUCCUCAAAAUGUUGUUGUUUUAAAUGUUAUUCUGUAGUAUGUUUUUUUGAGGACAGAGUAAAUACUCAUAAGUGAUAUGUUUCACAAGGAAAAGUGCAAGCAGUAUUGCAAGAAUAUUGGGUCUACAAUAUGCUGAAAGAAGAAAACUUAAAGAGAAAGAGGUUUUUAAAAGGGGACUGCUUAUCAAGCAUCCACUCAAAUUUACUUCCAGAUAUUUUUAGCUCAAAUGUUCUGUUUUAAUAAAUGUGUUCUGAAAAAAA